AUGGCUACCAGUUCCGAUACUGCGCCUGCAGAAAUGGCAGAUUGUAUACAUGUGGAUGGCACAGAACAUAAGGUGGUCGACGUAGGAAGUGGCGGAAAUGUCAUUCUAGAAGUUUUGUUUGAAAACACGAAAGCUUGUACAAAGUCGAUACCGAAUGAAAUGAUCCAAAAGCUACGGACCUCCAAAACUCCAUUUCCCUCCGCACGAGUGUUCUAUCGCGUUCGUCUCGAUACUUUGAAAAAGCAUUCCAAGUACUUCGGACAUCUUCUUGGUUCAGAUGUAUUUGAAGAAGGUCGGGCUAUAUCUGCCAAAUUUACAGAGUUGUCUCUAUCGGGCAAAGAUGCUUCGAAGCUACCGGCGGAGGAACUUCCCAAGAUACAAAUAAAAGAUGAGGAUUAUGCAACGAGAACUAUUGGGAGGGAAACAGUUUUCCAUGACAUGCUCAGAAUGAUUCAUGGCAUGGAUCAUUCCAGCAAAUCUAUUACUCUUCUCUAUAUCGCUAUCUUGGUGGUUAUGGCAGAUAGAUAUGAUUGUAUGGCUACAAUUGCACGAUACAUCACAGGCAGAUUCUCAAAUUUCCGAUACCCACCAACGCUCGAAAAAACUACGGAAGAAGUUAUUUCCUUUGGCCGAAAGCAUAUGAUGGUGAUGCUGAGCAGCUUAUUAACUUGUUACGACAAUGCCCAAGUUAUCAGAUUGAUAAAAAUCAUGGUCAUUGUGGUUUACGUAGUAAAUUACUCCCUGCCUUGGACUAUAUCAAAGAAUGUAUGGAUGCUGGCAUCGGCAUCAAGGUCCAAUUAUGGAAAACAGAGAGAUCCACCCAGACUUGGAUUCCUAGUCCUUCGACAAACAACAGCAGCGUCAAAAAAGCAUUCGUUGUGGGAGGCAAAGCAGUAG
Molecule: messenger RNA, 897 nt
Organism: Sclerotinia sclerotiorum 1980 UF-70
Lineage: Eukaryota; Fungi; Ascomycota; Leotiomycetes; Helotiales; Sclerotiniaceae
Exons: 2
Coding region: 1-897 (298 amino acids)
Source: RefSeq, a predicted model, not a curated record